UGGCAAGGUCUUAGACAGAGGUAUUCUUCUAUCUCUUUUCUUACGUAGUGUAUUUGUAACUAUUUUUCAAUAAAAGAUAAUCUAUUCUCGAUUUUAAGCUUGAACUGAAAGUAGUAGAUGGUACUCUUUUAGUUUGAAAACUUUUUUGAUUUGUAACAAUUCGGUGCAUAAAAAUUUCAGAGGCCAUGAAGACAGUUUUGGAUCCACGGAAGAUCAUGAAAGUAAAGCCUUGGACUAGUUUGCGUUCUCUGUUUGCAAGUUUGAUGUUUGCUCUGGCCAUUAUUUAUCAAUAUAGUCCCAAAUUUCGACCAUUAGUCAAGAGCUUAAUGUUUGUUGCGAACAUGUUGCAGCAAAGUAGUCCUUAUCUUCAACAAGCACUCAACAGAUACAUUCAGAAAAUAGAGUCAAGUUGUGACCCUUACAUCCAGAUCACAUUCCAUGAACAUUCGUCACGCCAAUUCUCUGAGCGCAGUGGAGCUUAUGUCGCGAUUCAGCGUUAUCUGGAAGCCAACUCUUCGCGCAUGGGAAAGCGACUGAAGGCUCAUUCUGUAAAAGGCCAUGAGUCUCUUGUUCUCAGCAUGAAUAAUAAUGAAGAGAUAACUGAUGAAUAUCAAGGGGUCAGAGUGUGGUGGACUUAUAGCAACAAUGUUGUGUCAACGACGAAUAAGUUGCAGCUUGAAAAACAGAGAAGCUAUACUCUUAUAUUUCAUAACAGGGAUCGUGAUUUGAUCACCAAGUCUUACAUGAAACAUGUUUUGACUAAGGGGAAAGCGCUGUCUCUGAAGAAUCGUCGAAGAAAGCUUUAUACAAACAAGUACGGUAGGUGGACUGAGGUUGAUUUUGAGCAUCCGGCUACAUUUGAUACUCUAGCACUCAAGGCGGACACAAAGAAGGACAUUGUAGAUGAUUUGAUCACUUUCAGCAAGGCUAAAGACUAUUACAUGAAAGUAGGCAAGCCCUGGAAAAGAGGGUAUCUUCUUUAUGGUCCUCCCGGGACAGGAAAAUCGACUUUGAUUGCUGCAAUGGCCAAUUUGUUGCAUUAUGAUGUGUAUGAUCUUGAGCUGACCUCUGUUACGUGCAAUACUGAGUUGAAGAAAUUGCUUACUGAAACUUGUGGAAAAUCAAUAACUGUGAUAGAGGACAUUGACUGUUCACUUGAUUUCACUGGGAAAAGGGAGCUCCAGAAUAUAGAGAUGAAAGAGAAAGACAAGCCAAGUGGUAAUCAAAAGCCAAGCCAGGUUACUUUAUCUGGCUUACUAAAUUCGAUUGAUGGUCUUUGGUCUUCUAGUGCUGGCGAAAGAAUCAUUGUGUUUACAACUAAUUCUUUGGAAGAUCUUGAUCCUGCAUUGAUUCGAAGAGGGCGAAUGGACAAACAUAUUGAAAUGUCUUAUUGUUCAUUUGAAGCUUUCAAAGUGCUUGCCAGAAACUAUUUGGAGAUUGAGUCUCAUAAACUAUUUGGAAGAAUUGAGGAGUUGUUGGCAGAAACUAAUAUAAGCCCGGCUGAUGUUGCGGAAACUUUGAUGCUUAAAUCUGGUGAUGGCGAGAAUUGCCUAAAGUGUUUGAUAAGUGUUCUAGAGGAUGUGAAAGAUAUUUCAGAAGACAUCAAAGAAGAAAAGCAUAAAGUUGUCAAAGUAGACAAGAGGAAGAAAAAGGUUAAAGAGGCAUUAGCAGUAAAAGAUGUGGCAGCCAAUGGAUGAUUAGUCCUAAUCUGUGAUCGUUACUAUGAAAUUCUUCUUUUUAGUUAUAAAAACUUCAGAAGGCUCAGGUUAAUCAUAAAGUCAGGAGUAAAACUAAACAUUCUUCCAGCUAGGGUUUGUCACAGAGCAUUUCAUUCCCUACAAAGAGUUUUUGACACCAAACUCAUAAGUCGUUGCUCCGUCUUAAACCACAAUCAAAUAUAUCAGAUAUUCUUAUAUCUUCAUUCCCAAGUUAU
Messenger RNA from Daucus carota subsp. sativus, 1933 nucleotides. RefSeq names its product AAA-ATPase At3g28580-like. NCBI's taxonomy places the organism in Eukaryota, Viridiplantae, Streptophyta, Magnoliopsida, Apiales, Apiaceae. The transcript has a single exon. The record is from RefSeq and is a predicted model, not a curated record. Gene Ontology annotation, molecular function: ATP binding; ATP hydrolysis activity. Bases 186 to 1697 code for a protein of 503 amino acids.